AUGGCGGAUUCCCACGAAGACGAACCCAUAUCUGACCAGGAUAAGGUGAGGAUUGCCUCCAACUUUAUUUUGCAUGCGCCCCCAGGAGAGUUCAAUGAAGUUUUCAAUGAUGUGCGAAUGCUGGUCAAUGAAGACAAUCUUCUCAAGGAAGGUGCUUCUGGGGCAUUUGCACAGUACAACAAAGACCAGUUUACUCCAUGCAAAAUAGAUGGUUCUGAAUACCAGGUGCUUAUAACAGAACAUGGUGAUUUAGGCAACAAUCGAUUUCUUGAUCCUCGAUCCAAACAAACUUUCCGUUAUGAUCAUCUACGGAAAGAGGCACAGGAUUUACAACCAGCAGAGAUUGACCAGAAGGCAGAACCCUGGCGAUAUGCUAUAGAGACAGCACUGACCACUUAUGUUUCCGCACAUUAUAAAUAUGGAGUCACCACUGUCUAUGGCAGUAGUGCUGAUGGUAACAUCACCAUCAUUGCGUGCAUAGAAAGUCAUGCCUUUGAGCCAAAGAAUUGGUGGAAUGGAAGAUGGAGGGGCCAGUGGUCGGUUACAUUUCCUGCAUCUGGCGGGUCUGCAGAAGUCAGUGGCUUAUUAAGAGUUCAGGUUCAUUACUAUGAAGAUGGAAACGUGCAAUUAGUCAGUUCCAAAGACAUUAAACAGAGCAUCAAAAUUCAGAAUGAAUCUGAGACGGCCAAGAACUUUGUUCACCUCAUUUCUGAAGCUGAAGGGGAGUAUCAGCGAGCGCUGUCAGAGAACUACCAAACAAUGUCAGACACAACAUUCAAGGCUUUGCGUCGCCAGUUGCCCGUGACGCGAGCUAGAAUAGAUUGGAACAAAAUUUUGGGUUACAAGAUUGGUGGAGACUUAAAAAGUAAUAAAGGAGAGCAGUAUGAUUAG
Molecule: messenger RNA, 891 nt
Organism: Candidula unifasciata
Lineage: Eukaryota; Metazoa; Mollusca; Gastropoda; Stylommatophora; Geomitridae
Source: the annotation of a GenBank genome assembly